UGCUCCUCUCAUUCACUUCACAGCGAGUAGGUGGUGGACGUGAUCUGUGUGUCCGCUGUAACUCAUCAAACAUGUACUAUAAAGUCAGCGGAGUUACCGGGAAAUUAACGGGAGUCACCGCAGCUUCCGCUUACAGCCCUCAGGGGCUGAAGCCCACGGUGCCCUCUCAACCUCCUCCCAUGGUUUUUGCCUCGCCAACUAAGGUGGUUUCAGAGGCAGGGCCAGCAGUUCACUACAUGGGAAUAAACAAAGUCCCUGAGAUGCAGAAGAUCUUCCAGAAAGCUGAUGGAGCACCAGUUCACCUAAAGCGUGGAGUCAUGGACAAAAUGCUGUAUAGGACCACAAUGGGCUUGACGAUCGGUGGCACCCUCUACUGUUUAAUGGCCUUGUACGUCGCUGCCCAGCCCCGGAAACCGCAGUGACCUGCUCUUUCUGUGCGCUGCAUGAUUAAAUACUGAUGACACGGACUAUUGUCAUUCUCCCUUCAAAGACGGUCACAAAAUCGCAUUAUUACUCCAAUGUUUUUUCACAUCUGUUAAACCACUCUUAUUUACAACUGCAAUAUUUUGUGUAACCAAUCCCUGCUGAUUAUAGAAGUACAUCUAUUCUAACGGUCAUGUUACCUGUCUGAAAACUAAACUUUCUGAUGAGUUUUCUGGGUAUGAUGGGGUCAUUAUUGCAUGCAUAUAUUCAAGAGUGUUGUUUUGGAUUUCAAACCAUUUCUUUACCCUCUCAUAGGAACGUCUAACUGGUCCCUCCUAUACACAAUUGGCAGCAAUUUACCAUGGUCUAAAUUGUAAUGCCUUUGGGGGAAAUAAAUAAUUGAACUCAUGAACCAGCAAUCCACAGCAGGUUUUGAUCUUGCCUUUAGUCCCAUUUUCAUAAUCGUCGUGACUAUCACACACUGCUCAGAUAUACUGACCUAUUUGAAUCCCCCCAUAUCUGUUGACCUAUGACAGUGAAUUUUUACAGCCUAUUAGUCUGUAAAAUAAUUCCUUGUAGUUUGUAUUUAGGAGAAUAAAUAUAUUUUGUUUGUAAAAAGUGAAAGUCUAAUUUCUGUGUUGGCUUGUUACAGUCCUUAUGGUAGAUGUUGUUUUCAUGUUUUUCUGUAUCUUAGCCGAGAGCAAACAACAUCUUUGUGAUCUUGGAUUCAAUGUUGCCAGAUAGGAAAUUAGUCUGAUGGGACUGCGUAUUAGUGGUAAUAAAAACAAAAUCAUUUCAUCA
Messenger RNA from Xyrauchen texanus (razorback sucker), 1224 nucleotides. RefSeq names its product cytochrome c oxidase subunit 7A-related protein, mitochondrial-like. Bases 72 to 422 code for a protein of 116 amino acids. The transcript has 3 exons. Lineage: Eukaryota; Metazoa; Chordata; Actinopteri; Cypriniformes; Catostomidae. The record is from RefSeq and is a predicted model, not a curated record. Gene Ontology annotation, biological process: regulation of oxidative phosphorylation; mitochondrial respirasome assembly; mitochondrial electron transport, cytochrome c to oxygen.